This is a messenger RNA of Daphnia pulex (common water flea), 1864 nucleotides long. RefSeq lists its product as uncharacterized. The record is from RefSeq and is a predicted model, not a curated record. The transcript has 4 exons. Lineage: Eukaryota; Metazoa; Arthropoda; Branchiopoda; Diplostraca; Daphniidae. The coding region runs from base 560 to 1570 and encodes 336 amino acids.
CUAUUCACGAGCAGAAAGUUUAUUUUUUUUACUUUCUAAAACUCCACUUUGCACGUUCAUAAGUGGAAGCCAUCAGUGUUGAGAUAGGCAUCGCAGUUUAGUUAAUAAUUCAUGAAAAUUUUUGGUCUACAGACCAACUACUUACGAAUCGAAAGUUGAAUUUGACUUUUCUUUCAUAUGCACUUGGAUUGAUUUUGUUCAUUACGCAGCACUUCCAAGUAUGGGUACAAAAGGCCAAUGCGGAAAACAUUUUAUUCGAUUUUAUUUGAUUUUAUCGCUGUAUAGUGCGAAGAAGGCAUACCCGAAUUGGUGAAUUACCUUGAGAACAUUGAAGUGUCACGUCUAUAUUUGGUCAGAACGGCUACCUGUGUAGAGUGUAGAACCCAUACUUCUAGAAAUUGGUGUACGUGUGUAUUCCAAGGACGCAAAACUAUAGUACUAUUAUUUCCGUGUUGGUAGCCACCAUUAUAAAUAAGGCAGAAGAUUCGUUCACAUAACGUCAUUCACGUUGCAGUUCCCUUGGUAACUGCCUGCCUGAUAUUUUCUUGAUUAAAGUAAAAUGAAAUUGCCAAUAAGUCUCUUUAUUUUCCAAAACGCUGUUUUUCUUCUGUUUUUCAACGAUUCAUUUUGCGCACCAUCACAAACAAGCGGAAAACGGAUAAAACAUCAGAUUUCAGUUGAAACUGGUGUAGAGAAUCCUUAUACCAGGAAUGGCGAUUCGAUUCUCACGAAUGAAGAGAGUUUAUACGACAUGGAACAGCUUAUAAGAGACUUUGAGCUACGCGAUAAACAAAUCAAGGAUGUGGUGCAAGAAUUCAAAAAUCUGGGAGAUUAUUUUACAAAUUCCGUGGAUAGUACUAAACCAAAUCAAACCAUUUUAUUUGAAGUAAAAGCCGUGUGGCAACGUAUAGUUGACAGUAAUCUGAGUGAAUUUGCAGAUUACUUCACUAACCUCGAGUUGAGAAAGGAAAUGGCUCGAAUACUUUUCAUUGCCGGAGAACGCUUCUGCGAGUCUCCAGAUGAAACGUUUUUCAACGGACAAUGUCUUCCUAUUGACAGUAGUGAACACUGCCCAUCAGAAAAUAUGACGCUAGUCGACGGACCAGAUAAUAAUGGAUUUUGUGACUGCUUAGACAUAAAAGGAGAGAACGGUUUAAACAUUAUCUUUUCCGAUCAAACUGGCCGAUGCUAUUCACAAAAUACUCGGGGUCCUUGCAACGUUGGUGAAUGGUUCAUGCUGAAUGACAUUCCCCGGUGCGAAUCGAUUCCAAAUGAAUGUCCGGAUGAUGGUCGACACGUCUACGGAAAAAUUAGAGUCUAUCGAGAUUCGGAUCCUUCAGUUGAAGCAGGUUGCUGGGAAAUAGGAAGAACAUGUCCUAAUGAAGUGUCAGUAGUGCAGGUGCAGCAAGACGACUACGGAAACUUGGAUGUAUUUUGCUCAUUUUACGCUGAUUAUCCUGCUCCUGAGCCUUCUUUUGGCGCUCCUGUGUCCUUAUUUGUAUAUAGUCCAUGCCGUAAGGGUACGCGGCGUAGCAGAAACGGAGAUUGCCUCGUUGGGUUUUUUGGAUAAAAACUAAUUUGCAGUGUUCUAAACGGCUCAUGGAGCUUUAUCCUUAAACAUUUGUAGCCUCAUCCGUAAUUCACUGCCAUGCUUAUCAUGCAUGUGCAAUGCAAUGUAGACAUAGAGCUCAUUGAUAUCACCUAUCAUUUGGCAUGAUAUGUUGUUUUGUAUGUGGUUUCCUAGUUUUCAUAUAGCUCGAUAUAAAAUUAUAAUAUCGAGCGGAAACCUCGCCAAAGAUAUUCCAGCACAAUUGGGUAAUCAGAACGAAUUCAAAUAAAAAAAUUGUGACAAAUUAUUUUUCAA